Molecule: messenger RNA, 1317 nt
Organism: Ramularia collo-cygni
Lineage: Eukaryota; Fungi; Ascomycota; Dothideomycetes; Mycosphaerellales; Mycosphaerellaceae
Product: probable FAD-dependent oxidoreductase
Exons: 3
Coding region: 1-1317 (438 amino acids)
Molecular function (GO): flavin adenine dinucleotide binding; sarcosine oxidase activity; saccharopine oxidase activity
Source: RefSeq, a predicted model, not a curated record
AUGGCCCCAGGUAAACAUUCAUAUCUCAUUGUUGGAGCGGGCGUCUUCGGAGUGUCGACGGCAUUUCACAUCAUCAAAACUUAUCCCGAUGCAAAUGUAACCAUUGUCGAUCGAGAUGCUUUCGAUGCGGAAAGUCGGGUGGCUGCCUCAUGGGAUUGGAAUAAAGUGGUUCGUGCAGACUACGAUGAUAUAGUGUACUGCAGACUCGGACUCGAAGCACAAGACAUCUUCCGCUCGGAUCCGCUUUGGAGGCCUUUCUUCCACGAAUCGGGAAUCUACUGGAUGUGCCGGAGCGACUACGCACAGGAUGUCUUGGACAACUUCAAGAAGCUGGGUCGCAAGGCAGACUUGGCUGCCGUUCCUAUUGAUGAGGCCCGGAAGCUGUAUGGCGGAAUCUUCAACGAUGCUGACUACGAUGGUGUCAAGGAGGUUUUGGUCAACAAGACCAGUGGGUGGGCAGCAGCAGGAGACUGUCUGAGAGCAGUGACUCGCGAAGCCAUCCGAUUGGGCGUCAAGUAUGUCACGGCCGAUGUUGAUACACUGCUCUUCGACUCCAGCAAUCGCUGUACGGGCCUCUUGACCAAAAGCGKAAAGACUCUAUCAGCAUCGCAUGUCGUGCUCAGUACUGGAGCCUUCACACCAAAGCUGCUAGAACAGAGUGCAGUGAAGAGUGGCCUGGAUGACCUUCGAUCGGGAGAUAGAAUUCUGGCCGCUGGCAUCACUACUGGCAUGACCAAGCUUAACGGGAAAUCGCUGAAUACAUACGCAUCGAUGCCAGUAGGUGUGCAAGGAUACACCGCACAAACAGGACCAUUCAUUGGCAGUUUACCACCCACACCAGAUGGAGAGCUGAAGUGGUGGGGACAGACCAUCUUCACAAACACCCAAGAGUUCUCUGGUGGUCGCAUGAUCUCCGCUCCCCCUGCAGAACCGGACUAUGCGCAAUGGAAAGUCCCAGCCAAGCUAAAGAAAGACAUUGAUCAUGCCAACCAAGUAUUUUACGGGAAGAAUGGCAAGGACUGGAAGAUGGAGAAGUAUCGUAUUUGUUGGGAUGCCUUCACCACAAGUGCUGAUUUCAUAAUCUCCCCUCAUUCUGCUAGCAAAGGCUUGUAUAUCGCCACAUGUGGCAACUUCCACGGUUGGAAGUUCUUCCCGGUGCUUGGAAAGUACAUCUUACAGAUGUUAGAGGGAUCUUUGGAGCCUGAGUUGGCGAACAAGUGGGCCUGGGAUCGUGAGCGACCCGAUGGCAGCUCAAACCCCGAUUGGCCAAGACACGAGAUGAAUGAUGUACUCUCACAGCCCAGGGCCCGACUAUAG